Molecule: messenger RNA, 2058 nt
Organism: Aspergillus chevalieri
Lineage: Eukaryota; Fungi; Ascomycota; Eurotiomycetes; Eurotiales; Aspergillaceae
Product: putative chromatin assembly factor 1 subunit B
Exons: 6
Coding region: 1-2058 (685 amino acids)
Biological process (GO): nucleosome assembly; DNA replication-dependent chromatin assembly
Cellular component (GO): CAF-1 complex; nucleus
Molecular function (GO): protein binding
Source: RefSeq, a predicted model, not a curated record
AUGAAGGCCACCCCAUUGCUCAUCGCAUGGCACAACGACAAUGCGCCCAUCUACUCGGUUCAUUUUGAGCCCAAUGGCAAAGGCCGUCUAGCAACGGCUGGAAAUGACAAUAACGUCCGAUUGUGGAAAGUGGAUUCGAACAAGGAGGAGCGAAAGGUCACCUACCUGAGCACGCUCGUGAAGCACACCCAGGCCGUCAAUGUGGUCCGGUUCAGUCCGAAAGGCGAGAUGCUGGCAUCUGCCGGAGAUGAUGGAAAUGUCCUGCUCUGGGUACCGUCGGAGCUGCAAACACAAGGCGGGCUCGGAGAGGAUCGAUCGGACGACAAGGAAACCUGGCGCGUGAAGCAUAUGUGUCGGUCGUCGGGGGCAGAGAUCUAUGAUUUGGCUUGGUCGCCUGAUGGUGUGUUCAUUAUAACGGGGAGCAUGGACAAUAUCGCCCGGAUUUAUAAUGCGCAGACUGGACAAAUGGUGCGGCAGAUCGCAGAGCAUUCGCAUUAUGUUCAAGGUGUUGCGUGGGAUCCUCUCAAUGAAUUCGUGGCUACGCAGUCGUCGGAUCGAUCCGUCCAUAUUUACAGUCUCAAGACGAAGGAUGGCCAGUUCACGCUUACUUCGCAUGGGAAGUUUUUGAAGAUGGAUUUGCCGGCCAAGCGUAUUCCUUCGAGCAGCCCGGCUCCAGAGCCCACGAGCAAGCCCGCGCCUACCAGUUCAGCGGCUAUUACCUCGCCAGCUCCCUCAACGCCCGGGACCCCACUGGCUUCAAACUUGCCAAUGGAUCCCCCGCCUGUAUCGCAUAGUCGCCGAUCAUCGUUUGGCUCUUCUCCGUCGUUUCGUCGGUCAGCAUCGCCUGCCGCAUCAUCCUUGCCACUGCCUGCGGUCAAACCGCUCGAGGCCGCGUCUCCUAGCAUCAACACCCUAGGAAUCAAGAACGCCAAUCUAUAUGCCAACGAGACUUUUACGUCCUUCUUCAGGCGACUGACAUUUACACCCGACGGAAGCCUCCUGUUAACGCCAGCGGGACAAUAUAAGACGUCGCACGUAUCUCCUACCGAUCCCUCAAAGACUACGGACGAUAUCAUCAACACGGUCUAUGUCUACACGCGCGGAGGUUUCAACAAACCGCCUCUUACGCAUCUUCCAGGCCAUAAGAAGCCAUCCGUGGCAGUCAAAUGCUCUCCUAUACUCUAUACCCUGAGACAAGCGCCUCAGCCUGCUAAGCAUAUCACUUUGGAUACCUCGUCUGGAGAAGAUGCAUUUGCUUCUCUUCCUGAGCCGGUUGUCGCCACAGAUUCUGCAGAUAAGCAGUCUAUGGAGCCACCGUCAAAUACGAAGAAAGCAGAGGGCGAAGGCACUCCCGGCAGCCCAAGCCCAGUGUUUUCAUUACCAUAUCGGGUUGUGUAUGCUGUAGCCACACAAGAUGCCGUUCUGGUAUAUGAUACUCAACAGCAAACGCCGAUAUGUGUGGUCAGCAAUCUGCAUUUUGCAACCUUUACCGAUCUGACAUGGUCGGGUGACGGUCUUACAUUGAUCAUGAGCUCGUCUGAUGGAUUCUGCUCCACUCUUUCAUUUGCACCCGGGGAACUGGGACAACCCCAUACAGCCACGACGGCACCACAGCCUGUUACUUCGAGUGCAACAUCCAACCCCCUACCAACACCAACACAUGCAGCCUCGCCCGCUGCCGCACCAAACCAAACCAGCUCGGUCCAGGUGAUUCCCCCAGCUAGUCCGGCGCGCUCCAACUCCACCACCCCAGCAUCAUCCGCUCCCGUGAUCAACAACCCUACACCAACACUUGGAUCCGUCCCUCUGGUGACAGCAACUCACUCCGCACAACCACCUACUCUUCCUCUAACCACACCUCCGCAAACACCUAUGUCAUCUGUCUCGCAGAACGGAUCAAACAGCACCACAACAGCAAACAACACCGUCCUCGGCAAAAGAGAGGAGAGUCAAGAUCAGCAACAGCAGGAGCAACAACCGAAGAAGAGGCGGAUAGCGCCGACUCUCGUCUCCACUGAUGGUCCCGAUGGUGGUAGUGAUUCAGCUCCAGCUCCUUGA